UACUAUUAGUCACGCGUGUAUCCGGCACGGGCUGGUCGCGCAACUCGCGCUGCUGUUCUAUACGAACUCUAUCUCGAAAAAUAAAAUCGACAAAACAAACAGCAUAAUUACGACUCUAUGUCUUAUCAUAAUUUCAAUAUUUGCGGUAAAAAUAUAUUUAUUUACUAAAGGUUAAUAACUUUGUGAUAAGUGUCGUCUUAAUAGUUGGAUUCGCAAACGGUACAAGAUUUGUUUUUUUAAUUUACUGAAGGAAAAGAUUUAGUUAAAGGUGACGAGUUGCCCUUCUAUGUAAUGUGACUAAUUGAUUUUAUAGGAAAACAAAAUAAUCAAUAAUAAUUCUUGAGAAUUUAAGAAGUUAUGUGGGUCGUUGUUGUCAAAAGGUGACUGGUGUUCGUAAAUAUUGAUGUAAUAAACUACAUUAUCACUGAGAGUUAAGACUCUCGGACCAGAGAAUUAAAUAAGGCAAAGGUAUUGAUCUGAAAUCAAAACAAACCAGUAAAAUGGAUACACAAACGUGUUUACUAUUUUGUUUGUGGGCGAGCCUGUUUGUAACGUGCUUGGGACAACGCGCCGAGCAGUUGCUUGCCCAAAACCCUUGCUCCAGCAAGACGACAUGCAGCGACUGUGCACGGACGCCGUCCUGUGCUUGGUGUUUCGCUCCCGAGUUCAAUGGACCCCGCUGCUUCAAUCCCGCCAUGGAGGGUGGCACCGGGGGCUGCGAUGAAGCGUACAUAUUCAAUCCAGAUAAUCAACAGUCUAUAGAUCCGAUCUACAACCGCGAACUAACAAGAGCGAAAGGUCGAAUGGGAGUAGGUAUGGAGUCUUCAUAUUACGAGGAAUCAAUGAGUAGUAGCAGUAGUAGCAGCAGCAGUGGUGGCAGUAAGGGUGGCGGGUACAUGGCAGCCGGUGCCGGCGGCGAGAACUUGGUUCAAAUUAAGCCACAAAGAGUUAAGCUACAACUGCGGAUGAAUCAGAUGCAAAAGAUGACGUUCUCGUACGCACAAGCGCAAGACUACCCGGUGGAUCUCUACUACCUCAUGGACUUGAGUAGAUCAAUGAAGAACGACAAAGAGAAGCUCAGUAUGCUCGGUAGUUUACUUUCGAGUACCAUGAGAAACAUCACUUCGAAUUUCCGCAUCGGUUUUGGAUCGUUCGUUGACAAACUCGUCAUGCCAUAUGUUUCGACGGUACCUAAAAAUCUAAUAUCACCUUGCGACGGCUGCGCGGCGCCCUACGGGUACAAGAAUCAAAUGUCUCUCAGCAACGACACGGACUUUUUCGAUAAAGCAGUGGCCCGCGCCGACGUGUCGGGUAACCUGGACGCGCCCGAGGGAGGCUUCGACGCCAUCAUGCAAGCCGUUGUGUGCAAGGGUGAGAUCGGCUGGAGGGAACACGCCAGGAAGCUUCUCGUGUUCUCCACUGACGCGGGAUUCCAUUACGCCGGUGACGGAAAGUUGGGAGGUAUCGUGCAACCAAAUGACGGAGAAUGCCACAUGGAAAACAACUCAUAUACCCACUCCACGACGCAAGACUAUCCUAGUAUAUCACAAAUUAAUCUCAAGGUAAAACAACACGCGAUAAACGUGAUAUUCGCGGUGACGUCGGAGCAGAUCAGUGUGUACGAGCAGCUCAGCAAGCACAUCGAGGGCUCCAGCUCCGGCAUCCUCAGUGAGGACUCUGACAACGUCGUGGACCUCGUGCGCGAGCAGUACAACAAAAUUACCUCAACUGUUGAAAUGAAAGACACUUCCAGUGAUGCAGUGCAGAUAUUGUACUACUCUUCGUGCCUGGGAAGUAAGGACAAUAUGGUGCAGACCAGCAAAUGCGACGGACUCAAAGUUGGUGAUGUUGUUGAAUUCUCAGCUGAAAUCACACUCAAAGAAUGUCCCAAGGACCCGAGCAAGUGGAAGCAGAGUUUCAGUAUCUAUCCAGUUGGUGUGUCGGAGAGUCUUAAUGUGGAAUUGGAAAUGCUCUGCGACUGUCCUUGCGAACAUCCCGGACACCAUGCGUACAACGACAGCCCGCUGGUGUGCAGCGGCGAGGGCACGUCGGCGUGCGGCGUGUGCGUGUGCAAGGCGGGCCGCUUCGGCAAGAGCUGCGAGUGCUCCGCGCACGGCGGCGUGUCGCUGGAGCAGGAGCGCGGCUGCCGGCCCACCAACGCCUCCAGCGGCCCGCUCUGCUCCAACCGCGGCACCUGCAUCUGCGGCGUCUGCGAGUGCAACAAGAUGGACGACCCGCUCAAGGUGAUCUCCGGUCCGUUCUGCGAGUGCGACAACUUCACGUGCGACAUGAACAAGGGGCUGCUGUGCUCGGGGCCGGAGCACGGCGAGUGUGUGUGCGGCAAGUGCAGCUGUCGGCCGGAGUACAGCGGGCCCGCCUGCCAGUGCCUCAAGGACCAGACGCCUUGCAUAUCGCGAGAAAACGGAAAAAUAUGCAGUGGAAAUGGGAAAUGUGUGUGCGGUCAGUGCGUGUGUAACGUAGACGACGACCGACACUACUCCGGAAAAUACUGCGAUAAAUGCCCGACGUGUCCCGGCAAGUGCGAGGACUUCAAGGAGUGCGUGCUGUGCGAGGUGCACAAGCGCGGGCCCGCCUACAACCCCGACGAGCCGGCGCGCGACUGCGGGGACUGCAACCUCUUCCCGGAGGUCGUCGAGGGGAAAAUCGAAGCAAACGAAACAUUGAACGAACAUUUGUGCAGUUUUUACGACGACGAAGACUGCCUUUAUGUAUACGUGUAUUCCUACAACGAAACCCAACAUCUUCACAUCCGAGCGCAAAAGGAACACGAAUGUCCGAGAAAGGUAUUUAUUCUCGGUAUAGUGCUUGGUGUGAUCGCCGCCAUUGUAUUAGUAGGUUUGGCUCUGCUGAUGCUGUGGAAGAUGGUGACAACUAUACACGACCGUCGCGAGUUUGCACGCUUUGAAAAGGAGCGCAUGAUGGCCAAGUGGGACACGGGCGAGAAUCCUAUUUACAAGCAAGCUACAUCCACAUUCAAAAAUCCAACUUACGCCGGUAAAUAAUAAUCUGAAUAAAGAGAUCUGUAUAGUUGCUUACAUGUGUUUAUCAAACUGUCAUCGUGUUAGAGAAAAAUCAUAAAAUAAUGCAUUGGACUAUAAUCUAAAAUUCAGUAUUCGCUAUAGUAUAUUAGACAUUUUUAGAUGAUGUUUUUGACGUAUACGUUAUAGAAGCUUAUGUAGAAGAUAUGAAGCCUUAGUACGUGCCUUUGAAAUGAAAUAUUUUUUUAAAUCGCUAAGCUAUAUGGAAUAUACCGUAUCUCUUAUACGUUUUCAACAUCGUUUGUAUAAUAUAUUGUAAAAUGCAUUUUUAAAAAAAGAAAUAAGAUCUGUUUAAAUAUCUCAGAUUUUUUUGUAUCUAUUUAGAGUACGCUUUUUGUACUUAUAUCCAAUUUCAUUGAGGAAAUCCUCUAUUGUAAACAAUGUUUUUGUAACUUUAUUUAUUUUUAUUUUUGUAUAACCCUUUUUAUAUUGUGUAUUUUUAAUUAAUAACACUGGAUUAUAAAAAUAGUAAUUGUCAAUUAAUUAUUUAUAAUCUAUAUUAAAAGUUUUACUAUUUAAAACUUUAUCGUAAAUAUUGUUUACAAAAGAAAAUCCUAUUGGAAUAUGGUUUACGUGUGUGUGUGUUUGACGUAUGUACUUAUGUGUGUAGAUUGUUUAAAUCGAAUGAAAUAUGGUUUCUUUAAUAAACCAUGUCGCCUUUGAUAAAUAUUAGUUUGUUAUUAGUGUCAGAUUUUAGAUUGGAGAUAAUUAUAGUAUUUUAUUAUAAGUUAUGAACAAAUUUCAAAACAGUUUUUAUGUAAACUCGACUAUAAUGCGACUAAGAUUUAUAUUUAAUGUAAAAUGAGUUUUACUUUAGAUACAUUAUGAUUGUGAAAAAUUGUGUUUUAAGAUUUAAUAAUUAAUAUUAAAAAUGUACUGCCGCUUCUUCUGGUCUUGUGCCUUAUAAUAUAAAUUAGUGCCAUUACUAAUCGUAUGAUGUUAAGAAAGUGUUAUUUAUUUCGACAUUAAUAUCGAGUAAUAUAAAACAUAGAUUUAUUUAAAGCGUAAGGUAAUAUAAGUUUUAUUUUGUUUUAAUGAAGUAAUCAAAGCACACAACUAUUAUUAUAUUAUAUUAACGCAUUAAGAUGGACAGUAUGGAUUUGGAUAUUAUUUUAUUUUGUAAUAAUCAUGUGAUAUAUCAUAUAUAAUGAUUGUAAAUGUAUAUAUCUUUAGUUUCACUAUUAAAGCAGAUGUGGACUUUUAUAAAUACCUAAUAAAAUUAACUUCUAAAAUCAAA
Vanessa tameamea is the source of this 4296-nucleotide messenger RNA. It is a transcript of the gene mys, whose product is annotated as integrin beta-PS. NCBI's taxonomy places the organism in Eukaryota, Metazoa, Arthropoda, Insecta, Lepidoptera, Nymphalidae. The record is from RefSeq and is a predicted model, not a curated record. Gene Ontology annotation, cellular component: focal adhesion; cell surface; integrin complex. Gene Ontology annotation, molecular function: integrin binding. The transcript is spliced from 17 exons. Gene Ontology annotation, biological process: integrin-mediated signaling pathway; cell-matrix adhesion; cell migration. Bases 501 to 3023 code for a protein of 840 amino acids.